UCUCCGCCGCCCAAAGCACGCCCGUCACCACUCCCAUCUCAUCCACCUACACAAGUACCUUGCCUUCAAUUUUCCGGCAGAUCAAGAAAUUAAAUAAGAAGCGAUUGGAAGAUGAGUGGCGGGGUUGGUUUAAAACGCAUGUUGGCCUCGGCUGUUGUAGUUGGGGUCAGUGAAGCUCGAGCUAGAAUAUUCGGACACGUACUUAACCCGGCGCGGCCGGUUUCAGCCCAUAAGAUUUUACGCAAAAAGCUCAUCGGCGACAAGGUUGCGGAAUGGUACCCAUACGACAUCAAGAACGAUGAUCCGCGUGUGAUGGAUCGGGCAGAAGAAGAGCGCCGAUUGAAGCUUGAAAUGUUGAAGAGACGUGGUAAGGGACCGCCGAAGAAAGGCCAAGGAAGGCGUGCUGUUAAACGCAACAAGUAGAGGUAAUCAUCAAAAUGGCUUAUGUUUUGACAUCGUAAAUGGUUCAGUUAGCCAUCUUCUUGGACAGUUGGUUGCCAUGUGCUAAUCAAAGUCACUUUAACCGAGAAUAAGUUGAACUCAACAAAUAUGGAAUUGAAUCAGUUUUUGGAUUUUAGAUCGUAGAUAGAGUUCGAAUCUGUUCAUGAAUCAUAUUUGGUCUCGUCUAAUGUGUUUUGAUUAGCUCUACAAAA
This is a messenger RNA of Hibiscus syriacus, 653 nucleotides long. RefSeq lists its product as uncharacterized. The record is from RefSeq and is a predicted model, not a curated record. Bases 112 to 423 code for a protein of 103 amino acids. The transcript has 2 exons. NCBI's taxonomy places the organism in Eukaryota, Viridiplantae, Streptophyta, Magnoliopsida, Malvales, Malvaceae. Gene Ontology annotation, cellular component: mitochondrion.